AGGUGACUGGGACAGGUGGAAAAGUCUGAGGGCACCUGGUGGACAGGAAAGAAUUGUGCCUGGAGGGAUACGGGCAGAAGUGCCAGUAUCAUGCACUAAAUGGGAGACACACCCUCAGAUCCAGAGGAGAAGUUCAACCGGGACAGUUGAUGGGAUGCAGAGCGGAGAAAGACGCUGCCGCCGCCGCUGGUGGGUUUCAGGUCUCAUGAGCUUCUGACGGCGAGCAACAGGGUUGAAGCAGGCAUGCCCAUCAGAGCCGAACACUGGACUCCUGAUCUCCAGUGACCUGUGUCACCAUGCCAACUCCCACAAUCCUCACAGCAACCAGGAGUCCUCAGAGAAGUUGCUAGGUUUACAAGCCCAUUUACAUCUGUGUGAGCCUACUUAAAGUUGAUUCCCUGCAGUACUGAGAGAGAGACCAGGAGGCAGAGAUGGUUUCCCAACAGACCCUGCUGAUUUUCAUGUUGCUGGUGAAGACAGGACUUGUGGGUGGAUGUGUGUGUCCAGCAGCCACCAUUUUGUCUCAGUUUCCCUCUGAGGUUCCUGCUGACAUCUGUUGCUUGAACUACUCUGGCUCUGCUUUCAGCCAUGUGCGCUGGUCUGUGUUUACUAAUGAAACAAACGUAGAGACACUGGAUCUGUCCUUCUGUAAUAUCAGUUCUAUUGAUAUGAAUGGCAAAGAGGCCUCUACCUUGCAGAAGGUUUACUUAGGUCAUAAUAGACUAACAACGUUGCCAAGGGAGUUUCUAGCCAGCCAGCUCAGCCUGACAGAGGUGGAUCUGAGCAUGAACCUGAUUCAGGAGCUUCCUGAGGGCUUUCUUCAGGACUCUGACAGUCUCCAGAAGCUGGAUCUGCAGGGAAACCAGCUACGCUUCCUCCCAGGCUCUGUACUGGAGAAGUCCAGUCUGCUAAGGCUGGAGCUGGAUGGGAACCCCUGGGACUGCUCCUGUUUGUUACUGGAAGGCCUGGAGGAAGGCAGGAAGGUUAAUAGGACCACUAAGCUGCAGGAUCUGGUGGGGAACUUGACCUGCGUCUCUCCCAGACACCUUGCCGGCAGGACUGUGUGGUCGAUGAGGCUUAAUGAAGUGUGCCGCCCGGCUGGUCUCACUGCACUCUUUAUAGUGCUCCCUCUUCUCAUCCUCUCUGCCUUGGUGCUCUGCUGGUGCUGUGGGAGGAAGAAGAAAGAAGCACCUGUAAGCACCCCCAAAAAGAGAGUUACCAGCUCCAACUGCAAUGGCCAGAAGCAUCAUAGAAUGCAGCAACCUGCAGCCACUGAGCAGAAUAAAGCUGGACACUGUGGCAAUGAAGGGAUCCUGAAGAACCAGCUGCUGCUGCGCCCGGCAUCCGCCCUCCUGGGCAGCACCAGGGACAUUUAUGAAGAGGUGGAGAUUAAGAUGGGCUCAGUGGAGUCUCUUCCCCCAGUCUCGUCACACUGUUCCAGCUCCACAGAGGGGAAGCAGGGCUCCCAGGAGCCAGACGGGGCCAGCAAGACAGAGCUGGACACAGUCAGUGUGACAGAAGUGAUGAAAGACUCAGCAGACAGGGAGAAGGCUUACCUGACCCAGUCAACUGAAUACUACAGCCUGGUGCCAGGUAUCGAACUGGAGGACUCAGAUCAUGGCGAGUAUGAAAAUGUUGACCUCUCGUGACGGCAUCUUAAAGGAAUAGUGAAACAUUUUGGGAAAUACACUUUUGUUUUCUUGAUAAGAGAUCACGAGAUUUGAUGAGAAAAUCUCCACCAAUCACAUGUUUGUGUGUUAAAAGCCCUUAAAACCUAAUUUCUAAAUCAACUUCUUACUUUUAGUCAUGCGGUCUUACAUGAGCGCAAAUAUUUUUCUGCUUAAGUGAAUUCACACAAGAAAUUUUUGUAUUUGUGUUGUUAUCUGUGCUCUUCUCACUAGUCUGAACCAAACCCACACAGCCCUGAUUAAGCACAGUGGUUGAGUUUUUGUCUGUUAAAAAACACAUAAGGAUAUUUUUUUAACUUAAAAUUUGAUUGUUGUUUUGAAACCAAGUUUUCAGGGGCUUUAUGUACGAAGCUGGAGCCAGAGUUAGCCUAGCUUAGCAUAACGAAGCAGGGGGAAACAGCUAGCCUGGUUCAAUCCAACUUAGAAAUCAUGCCUACAUACACCCUUUAAAGGUCGGCUUGGUGACAAAGUGACUGCUUGCAAGGCUAGUUGGAAAACUAGCUGGUGAACUAACUGCUAACACAAAAGCUAGCUCUAGUCAGUCACAAUACCUGUCUUCUUCUGUAGUGGGUUGUUCUCUUCAUCAUUUAAUUGAGUAAAGACAAUUCUCUGAACGACAGGAACUAGCUUGCUAAGAGAGUCAUUGUGCAAGUUCAUGAGCUGGGUCGCUAACAGGACAAUAUGUGUUUCUUAUGUAUUUGUACCAUUGAGACCUGUCUCAUAACUGUCUCUUUUGUACACUGACAGAGGAGGUUGAAUAAAAAUGUUUAGCGCAACACAGCUAGUAAGCUAGGAUAGCGUCCUCCAUUUUGGAGUCAGAGGUCAGAACUGUUAAGGUAGGUAUUGUUCACCUAACUGAACGAGACUGUAGCGAUUCCAUUUAAAUCCUUUAGUGUCUGUGGGCUGAUUUUUAACUUUCUCAUUGCCUCCAGUCUUCAUGCUAAGCCAGCCUCACCUUCUGGGUCCAGGUCCAUUAACUCACAAAUGAGUAUCACUUCAUCAAACUCUCGGCAAGAAAAUGAAUUAAGUAAAAUUAAGUGUUUCCUAAAAUGUCAAAUUAUUCCUUUAAAUGCACUAAAUAGAAACAGUUUAUGUGUGUGUGUUACAGAAAAAAGCAAGUUAUAUAAUGACACAAAGACAGCCUGGUCUGACCACUGUAGUAUCACAAUGUAAGAGGAAGUGAUUUAAUCCAGACUUUUUCCUGUGGGACCUGAGGAACGCAGUGAUGGUUUGAAAGGGAGGCCCCAUAUUUGCUCUGGAAGAAAAUUGCAAGGCACAAAGACAUUUAUUCUAUUUAAUGCUACUCUUCAUGUUGUUUUCAUGUCUAUUACAAAGAGCAGGGCAUAUGUUUAUAUGUCUAUGUUUAAUUACUGUAGGUCAACCAAGCUUUUGUAUUUACUUUACCUCACCCAAGUGUGAUUGUUAUAUGCAUUCCAGUUGGACUUAGGUGUUAUACUGCAAACAGGAUGUUCCGUCACCUUUAGCUGCACAUUCAUGUAGGUGCUAAAUAGUGACUAAUCCCUCACAUUUAAUUCAGUGUGAAAUGUGGAAUGUAAAGCUUAGACAAGAUGUCUAAAUUUAUGUCAUUAUUAAGCAAGGAUAAAAGGACAGACGCUUGCUUAUGCUUUACGUCACAUACAAAAAUGUGCAUUUAUAUUGGUAAAUGGCAGGGUGGUCAGCUCUAAACGCUGUUGAAUUCUAGUUUAAGAUGGAAAUAUCUGUAGUGCCGGGUCUAGUAAAGUGAGAUUACCAGCAUUUCUUUGCAGUGGUGCUACAAUAAAAUAACACUGGAGAGGACAUGUACACAAAAGACAACACUGAAUAUCAUGGUCAUGGUGGAGGUGCAGGAUGCAGACACUCCGUUGUUACCAAAGAUGUGGAAAAGAGACAGACGUCCCACUCUCACACUUGCUGGCUCUGAAUACUAAUUGGUUUGUGUUCAGUAGAGAGACAAAGGGAGUGGGUGCAGCUAAGGGUGUGGAACUUCCUGGAAUUUAAAAAAAAUCCCAGACGGAUUUUCACGUAUUUUCCAUCAAAGCUUUAUUUAUGAACAGUGAAAAAGAAAAACAGAGAAAUGAGUGAAUGUUGCAUUUUGUAAUUUUGUACAAUUUCUGCACAGAAAUAUAACAUUUCAUUGUAAACAGGGCCAUAGCCCUGAGUCACUGAAGUCAUGUAUUUUCUUUUAAAUGUAUUUAUUUUUAGGAUACACAUAGGAACAGUGACAGAUUUCACAUACUUCUUUGCGAUUUUUGAAACUGUGGGCUGACAAAAGCAGGCUUUUUAUUCUGGCAACUUUGCAGGCUGAAACUACGUCACUGUUGGAUUUUUAUCAGCUUAAGCUAGCUAGGUUAGCUGAUUAAGCUAACAACAUUAAUUGGUUAAAACAACUCUCUCAGGCUGACUUUUUAUUGUUUCCAGAACACUUUUUAAACUGAGAUUUGUAUAAAAGGGUCUUGAAUAUGCACUUGAUAGCUACAUAAAUUAUAUAAUGCAACAAUAAAAAAUAAGGCUAAAGCUACAAAUGUCCCUGGCAGAAAGACAAUGUUAGCUCACAUACUUAAGCAUAAUGUAGUAAGUUAAUGAUGUGCUCUUUGCCUUGGAAGAAACGCUUGGUAUUUAGCUUACUUUAUAGUCGGGAAUGGCAACGAUUAAGGCGUAGGCCUACAUUAGAGCAGAUAAACAAACUGGUUUUUCAUGUAUACUUUUGUUCUUUUUUAAUUUUGGAAAGGCUAAAAAAGGGUACACCACACUAUAGCACCAUUAUUAUCCAAAAUUUGACAGGCCUGCUGUGUCUAUAAUGGUAGCUAUGCUAUGAUGGUGCACUGGAUGGGUUUAGCAAAUAGUUUAUUAAAACCUUGUACAUAGCGGGUAUUUAAAAUUUCAGUCUUGAAUAUUUUUAAAUGCAUCUACUUUCAGGCCAGCAAAUAAUAAAUAAAUAACAAAUAAUUCAUUUGAACCAGAAUUUCAUUCCUGCCAGUAUAGAAAAGGUGAGUGUGUACGUUUCAAGUGAAAUUAGGCCUUAUGGAGUGUUUGAUGGCAGUGUAUCUUGUCAGAAAUGGUUAAACUGCUACAGUAACAGCUACUAAAUUACAGUACAGUAGCAUUAAUAAUCAUUCUGUUACAAUACAAUGUGUACAAUGUGUUACUGCUAUGAUACUUAAUAAAAGCACUGAUUUUCGUCAUUAUA
Messenger RNA from Micropterus dolomieu (smallmouth bass), 4875 nucleotides. Its product is annotated as leucine-rich repeat and fibronectin type-III domain-containing protein 5. The record is from RefSeq and is a predicted model, not a curated record. The coding region runs from base 432 to 1649 and encodes 405 amino acids. The transcript is spliced from 4 exons. Gene Ontology annotation, cellular component: plasma membrane. Gene Ontology annotation, molecular function: protein binding. Lineage: Eukaryota; Metazoa; Chordata; Actinopteri; Centrarchiformes; Centrarchidae.